Messenger RNA from Phalaenopsis equestris, 1311 nucleotides. RefSeq names its product transcription factor bHLH112-like. NCBI's taxonomy places the organism in Eukaryota, Viridiplantae, Streptophyta, Magnoliopsida, Asparagales, Orchidaceae. Gene Ontology annotation, molecular function: DNA-binding transcription factor activity, RNA polymerase II-specific; protein dimerization activity; RNA polymerase II cis-regulatory region sequence-specific DNA binding. The record is from RefSeq and is a predicted model, not a curated record. The coding region runs from base 161 to 1126 and encodes 321 amino acids. Gene Ontology annotation, cellular component: nucleus. The transcript is spliced from 7 exons. Gene Ontology annotation, biological process: regulation of transcription by RNA polymerase II.
AAGAUGUCAACUUUCUCUUCCCUUCUCCAUCCAUGUCAUCCCAAUCCACUCUUUCUAUAAAAAAGCCAAGAACUUGCCACCAAAUCUUCCCAUUCCUUACGACACCAUAGAGACAAAACAACAAAUUCCAAUCCAGAGAAAGAGAAAACCAAAUACAGUCAUGGCUGAUGAGUUCCAUGGCCUCAGCGGAAGCUGGUGGAGUUCCAUGAGAUGCAGCAGCGUCAAAGAGCCGCAGGAUUUGUGCUUCGGAUGGGCGCAAUCGUUGGCGGCUGACGGAAUCGCGGGCUGCUCCUUCGACAACUCUCCGGCAAGCUGUGUAACUUUUCAGGGCAUCCCAGCCAUGGAUUCUUCUUGUCAGCUUUCGAUUUCUGAUCUAUCGCCUUCUUCAGUUGAUCAGUGGGCUCAAUCCUUCAUGUAUGCUGAAGGCUCCGAUGAACCAUAUGCUAAUCUGAAAGAUACAAGCCAAGGCUUUUUAACUAUAGAUCCGAGUUCUUCAGAGUCCGCCAUGACAAAUCUCCCAGUUCUUUCGCCUUCUGGAUUUUCCCUUCUCGAUAAUCUUCUUGCAUUUGAAGCUAGACCUCACCAGCAAGACAACUCAGGCAAAAAUACAAGUUCUGAUUUCUGUUCUUUAGUUGAGCCCUUGCAGUUUAUGGACGCUGGAUUUGAGGAAAAAUCUUAUCUCAAUAAAUCUGAGCUUAACUCAGAAGAGAAUACAAGUUCAAGUAACUCAUCAAGAUCAAAGAAGCCUAGAAUUGCCACGCCAUCUCCAUUGCCAACCUUUAAGGUAAGGAAAGAGAAGCUUGGCGACAGAGUUACUGCACUUCAGCAGCUGGUGUCUCCUUUUGGAAAGACUGACACUGCUUCUGUUCUGCAAGAGGCCAUUGAGUACAUCAAGUUCCUCCAUGAUCAAGUCAGGACACUAAGCAGUCCAUAUUUAAGAACUGGGAGCCAAAUAAAUCAGCAACAGAACUCAGAGAGAUCAAAAGACAGCGAAGGCAGAAAGCAGCAACUAAGAAGCCGAGGACUUUGUCUUGUUCCCAUCUCAAGCACAUUCGCAGUGGCCUGCAGUAACAUCCCACCGAUUGAUUUCUGGACUCCUCCAUUUGGUAUGUUCAGUUAUACAUGAGCAUGCACGAAGAAGGAGCAAGUUUGAAGAGACUGCAGAAAAUGGUUAGUAUUACUAGUUUCUUAGAUGAGAAAAAGGAAGAAGAAGGUUCGAGAAGACAAGAAAUCAUGUGGCAGCCAGCCCACCGGCAUUUAAUUUCAUGGUAUUUUUUAUGAACAAAGCUUUUCGAACUAGCAAAAAUAAUA